AUGGCUUUGCUUCAGCUGGGUUCACCUCUUAUUUACUGUAGUUUCCUUUCGAAGACUCGGCCUUCAUGCUCGCAGAAACACUGCGCUCUGUCACGUUUCAGAUGCUCGGCGACCGAUAGAACCGCGUCGGAUCAGUCUUCCGUCGUCAUUCGUCGAUCCGCAAAUUAUCCACCCUCUCCUUGGGAUCAUAAUUAUCUAAUCUCCCUCGAGAAUAAAUACGCGAAAGAAGAGAGGGUGAGAGGGAGAGCAAAGUUAUUGAAGGAAGACGUGAGAAAGAUGCUUCUUGAGACAGAGACUUCCACUGAGCAGCUGGAGCUCAUCGAUGCUUUGCAAAGGCUUGGAAUUUCAUAUCAUUUUGAGCGCGAAAUCGGCGAUAUCUUGACGAGAAUUUCCACCGUGGACAGAAAAGGCGGAAAGAAGGAAGAGUUACAUGCCACGGCACUGGAAUUUCGACUCCUUAGACAACAUGGUUUUAGCAUCUCAGAAGAUGUUUUUGACAUUUUCAUGAAUGAAACCAAGGCUGGGGAGUUCAAGACAAGCAUAAGUGAAGACCCCAAAGGACUCCUCUCCCUUUACGAAGCUUCAUACCUAACAACAAAAUCAGAUACUAAACUGAAAGAAGCUAGAUCUUACGCGACGGAGAGACUAAGGGAAAUUAUCGAAAGAAGCUCAAACACCGAUCAUGAUGAAACUCAAUCUUAUAUGUCGAAAAUGGUGAUCCAUGUCCUCGAGAUGCCGUACCAUUGGAGAGUGAAAAGGUUAGAAGCACAUUGGUACAUAGAUGUGUAUGGUAAGAGGCAUGACAUGAAUCCUGUCUUGCUUGAAUUCGCCAAGCUCGACUUCAAUAUUGUACAAUAUGUUCAUCAAGAAGACCUUAAGAACCUCUCCGGCUGGUGGAACAACUCGGGACUGGCGAAACAACUUGAUUUUGCAAGAGAUAGAAUCGCUGAACACUUUUUCUGGGGCCUUGCACUGGUCGACGAACCUCAUUCCGGCUACAUUAGAAGAAUGCUGGCGAAAAUUUUUGCGUUCAUGAUCCCGAUGGACGACAUAUAUGACAUAUAUGGUACCAUUGAAGAGCUAGAAACAUUUACAGCUGCUAUCGAACAGUGGGACGUGAACCGUCUCGAAGAACUUCCUGAAUAUAUGAGGUUGUGUUUUCUCCUUUUAUACAACACUGUUAACGAGAUUGGGUUUGACGUUGUCAGAGAUAAAAGGAUCAAUGUAAUACCUUAUCUAAAAGAUGCGUGGACAGGUUAUUGCAAAUGUUUGUUAAGAGAGGCAAAAUGGUAUAAGAAUGGAGAUAAUCCGAGUCUUGACGAGUACAUGCAAAACACCAUGGUUCUUGCCUCGAUAGUGUUACAGCAACUGUACUGUGCUUGUUAUUCCGACAAGAACUCUGACACAAUCUUAGACACUGCAUCCGAUAACUACAGAUCUGUCACAGAAUCCUCCAUGACUGUUCUACGUCUUGCCAACGAUCUGGACGAGAUGGAAAGAGGGGACACUCUGAAAUCGAUCCAGUGCUACAUGAACGAGAAGGGGGCUACAGAGGAGGAGGCACGUGAGCACGUGAGGGUGAUGAUCAGCGGUGCAUGGGAUGAGCUCAACCGUGAGAUGACAGCAACAGAUCAGUCUACGCUCCCUAAGGGCUUCAUCGAAGUUGCGAUGAAUUUGGCACGUGCGUCGCUGUGCGUAUAUCAGUACGGCGACGGCCUUGGCUCUCCUGAGAAAAGCAAGAUGGUUGAUCGAGUCCUGUCCUUGCUCGUUAACCACGUUCCACUUGAUUAA
Tarenaya hassleriana is the source of this 1791-nucleotide messenger RNA. Its product is annotated as (E)-beta-ocimene synthase, chloroplastic-like. The transcript has 7 exons. Gene Ontology annotation, biological process: diterpenoid biosynthetic process. The record is from RefSeq and is a predicted model, not a curated record. NCBI's taxonomy places the organism in Eukaryota, Viridiplantae, Streptophyta, Magnoliopsida, Brassicales, Cleomaceae. Gene Ontology annotation, molecular function: terpene synthase activity; magnesium ion binding. The coding region runs from base 1 to 1791 and encodes 596 amino acids.